This is a messenger RNA of Paramecium octaurelia, 555 nucleotides long. The record is from the annotation of a GenBank genome assembly. Lineage: Eukaryota; Ciliophora; Oligohymenophorea; Peniculida; Parameciidae.
AAAAAAAUGAACGAUGAAUCACCUAAUAGAUCAAAAAGCAUUGAUAUCAACCUAACAAAGAUGUUAGAUCGAAUGAAAAACAAUUCAUUUCAUAUGUAGAAAGUAUGUGUUGGUGAUUUAAUCAAUAAAAGUCAAACUCAUGUAAUUGCUAAACCAAUAAGGCAAUCAAUGACUCCUACACCUGAAGAAAAAGAGAAUAAAGAACUUACAUUUAAACCAUAAAUUAAUGUAUUAUUAUAUUCUAAUAAGAAAUAUCCCAAUUAUUUAAAUCAAACUUCCUUUUUAGAGAGAAAUGAAUAAUGGCAAAAAAAUAAAUUACAAAAGCAAUAAGAAACUAGCAAAGCGUAUUUAGAGGAAAAAGAAAAGAUUAUAAAUAAAGAGUGCUCUUUUAAACCCAAAAUCACUCCUCACCAAUCUGCCAGACUACCAAGGCAGUAGAAAUAAUAGCUUCAACCAAGCACAAAUACUAUCAAAUAAUAACCAGUAAUACCCAAUAUCACAAUGCAAGCCUUGUAAUAUGAACUAAGGAAAUAGUUGCAUGGGUUAUAAUUAUGA